This is a messenger RNA of Penicillium argentinense, 1299 nucleotides long. Its product is annotated as histidinol dehydrogenase family protein. The transcript has 4 exons. Gene Ontology annotation, biological process: L-histidine biosynthetic process. Lineage: Eukaryota; Fungi; Ascomycota; Eurotiomycetes; Eurotiales; Aspergillaceae. Gene Ontology annotation, molecular function: metal ion binding; histidinol dehydrogenase activity; NAD binding. Gene Ontology annotation, cellular component: cytoplasm. The record is from RefSeq and is a predicted model, not a curated record. The coding region runs from base 1 to 1299 and encodes 432 amino acids.
AUGGUUCUGGAACUAAAACAACCGAGUCCCUCGAACGCGGACCUCGCGUCCACCGUCGACACCCCCGCAAUCGUGCGCGGCGUGAUCAACGACAUUCGCGCAAAUGGAGACCAGGCCGUGAGGGAGUAUUCGGAGAAAUUCGACCAAUGGAGCCCAACGAGCUUCAAGCUCAGCCAGGAAGAGAUCCAAGAGAUUAUCUUGGCGGUCCCGAAGCAGAUCAUCGAGGAUAUCAAGCAGGUGCAGGACAAUGUGCGUACCUUUGCCCUGGCACAAAGAGGCUCGUUGAAGGACUUUGAGGUGGAAAUUCGACCGGGUGUGCAUUUGGGACAAAAGAAUGUUCCCAUCAACUCGGUUGGCGCAUACAUCCCCGGCGGUCGUUACCCCCUCCUCGCCUCGAGCCAUAUGACAAUUCUGACAGCAAAGUGCGCUGGCGUCCCUCACGUCACGGCAUGCACCCCGCCCAUUGCAGGCAAGAUCCCUGCCAACACCGUCGCCGCCAUGUACCUGGCCGGUGCAGACGACAUCUACAUUCUGGGAGGUGUCCAGGCCGUCGCAGCCAUGGCGAUCGGCACCGAGACCAUGAAAAAGGUCGACUUCAUCGCCGGACCAGGCAAUGCCUUCGUAGCCGAAGCGAAACGACAGCUCUUCGGCGAGGAAAUCGGCAUCGACCUUCCAGCUGGCCCAACUGAGAUCCUCAUCGUCGCCGACGAGCACGCAGACCCAUUCACGCUGGCCACCGACCUCCUUUCGCAAGCCGAGCACGGUCCUGACUCCCCCGCGGUCCUCAUCACCAACUCCAAGUCUGUCGGCGAGAGGACCAUCGCAGAAGUCGACCGUCUACUCAAAAUCCUCCCUACAGCCGAUAUCGCCGGGGUCUCUUGGGCCCGACUGGGCGAAGUCAACAUCGUGGACAACCUCGACGAGGCAUAUGCCCUCGCAGACAAAUACGCCUACGAGCACGUCCAGAUCCUCACACAAAAGCCCCGCGAAGCCCUUGAGAAAAUGUCCAACUACGGCGCUCUCUUCCUCGGUGAGAAAACAUGCGUCUCAUAUGGCGACAAGUGCAUCGGAACGAACCAUGUUCUCCCGACUCGCGGUGCUGCACGGUAUACCGGUGGAUUGUGGGUGGGCAAGUUCCUCAAAACUGUCACUUAUCAAGAGGUGACUUCUGCACAGGAAAGCGGCGAACUCGGCCGUCUCUGUGGACGAGCAGCGCGCGCGGAGAAUUUCGAAGGACACGCCCGGUCUGGCGAUGCUCGGGCGCAUCAGUAUCUCGGAGACUCGUUUGAGUGGAUUUAA